AUGGGGGCUGAGUUCUUUAAAGGGGCUAUUGACCCUAAAGAUGCUCUGGACUGGAUCAAGGAGAUGGAACGAAUCUUUAACCUCCUUGAGUGUCCUGAUGAAGCAAGAGUGGAGUAUAUGUACUACCUGCUCAGGUCUGAUGCUUAUGACUGGUGGAUGACCGUACCCGGAGCUCAGGAUCGUACAAUUCGGUAUACCUGGGCGGAAUUUCUUGAGAAAUUCCGUAAGCAAUAUGUGCCUGAUCUGUAUGUGGAUAGUAAGAAGAAAGAGUUUCUGGACCUGAAACAACAAAGGGGGCAGACUGUUAAAGAGUAUGAUGCCAUUUUCCAUCGUUUGAUGACCUUCGCGAUGGAGUUGGUACCUACUAAAAACGAGCUAGAUGCAACCGCUAUGAGCAAGGCCUGA
This is a messenger RNA of Linum trigynum, 405 nucleotides long. The record is from the annotation of a GenBank genome assembly. Lineage: Eukaryota; Viridiplantae; Streptophyta; Magnoliopsida; Malpighiales; Linaceae.